AUGCGUCCUCCCAGAGGCGGCGGAGGGUUCAGGGGCCGUGAUGGCGGGCGCUUUGGCGGCGGGAGAGGCGGGCGCUUCGGUGGCCGUGGUGGCGGUGGCUUUCGCGAUGAAGGCCCUCCGGCUGAAGUCGUAGAGAUCUCGUCGUUUCUUCAUGCUUGUGAGGGAGAUGCUGUGACGAAGCUCACCAAUGAGAAAGUGCCUUACUUUAAUGCUCUGAUUUAUCUUCAGAACAAGACGCAGAUCGGAAAAGUGGAUGAGAUCUUCGGCCCCAUCAAUGAAUCAUAUUUCUCUAUUAAGAUGAUGGAAGGGAUAAUAGCAACUUCUUAUUCCAAGGGAGACAAGUUCUACAUUGAUCCUGCAAAGCUGUUGCCAUUGUCAAGAUUUCUCCCACAGCCAAAGUAAGUUUUGUUUUUUUAAUCUUUUUAUUUUGUGGUGAUUCUUGAAAUUUUGAAAUUUUCCCCUACUUGAAUUGCUGUUUAUAACUACUGUAAUCUGCAAUCUGUGAUGUAUUAUUAGGGGAAAAAAAUUUCAUUCAUAAGGCAUAGGUUUGGGAAGUUGAAGUACAGAAUACUUGUAAUCGUAAAAUUACCUCUCUAAUCUAACCUGAAAUAGGUUGUCUCUUGAUUGUGUAUAUACUGCUGAUUGAGUUA
Molecule: messenger RNA, 650 nt
Organism: Dioscorea cayenensis subsp. rotundata (Guinea yam)
Lineage: Eukaryota; Viridiplantae; Streptophyta; Magnoliopsida; Dioscoreales; Dioscoreaceae
Product: putative H/ACA ribonucleoprotein complex subunit 1-like protein 1
Biological process (GO): snoRNA guided rRNA pseudouridine synthesis; ribosome biogenesis
Cellular component (GO): box H/ACA snoRNP complex
Molecular function (GO): box H/ACA snoRNA binding
Source: RefSeq, a predicted model, not a curated record